AUUUCUAAGGGCUGCAGGGUGUCCAGCCCCAUGGGGGGCACCCUAGGCCUCUGAAAGCACACCAUCUGUGCUCCUGCCUGCCCACCCAUCCUCAGGCCACUCGCCAUGGGCGGCUGCUUCUCUAAGCCCAAGCCAGUGGAACUCAAGAUCGAGGUGGUGCUGCCCGAGAAGGAGCGGGGCAAGGAGGAGCUCUCAGCCAGUGGGAAGGGCAGCCCUCGGGCUUACCAAGGCAAUGGCACGGCCCGCCACUUCCACGCCGAGGAGCGCCUGCCCACCUACCCCGGCCCUCAGGACUGUGUGGAGGCUGCCGUCUGCCAUGUGAAGGACCUCGAGAAUGGCCAGAUGCGGGAAGUGGAGCUGGGCUGGGGGAAGGUGUUGCUGGUGAAGGACAAUGGGGAAUUCCACGCCCUGGGCCACAAGUGCCCACACUACGGUGCACCCCUGGUGAAAGGCGUGCUGUCCCGUGGCCGUGUGCGCUGCCCCUGGCAUGGUGCCUGCUUCAACAUCAGCACCGGAGACCUGGAGGACUUCCCAGGCCUGGACAGUCUGCACAAGUUCCAGGUGAAGAUUGAGAAGGAGAAGGUGUAUGUCCGGGCCAGCAAGCAGGCCCUGCAGCUGCAGCGAAGGACCAAGGUGAUGGCCAAGUGUAUUUCUCCAAGUGCUGGGCACAGCAGCAGCACCAACGUGCUCAUUGUGGGUGCAGGUGCUGCUGGCCUGGUGUGUGCAGAGACACUGCGGCAGGAGGGCUUCUCAGACCGGAUCGUCCUAUGCACGCUGGACCGGCACCUCCCCUAUGACCGGCCCAAGCUUAGCAAGUCCCUGGAUGCACAGCCCGAGCAGCUGGCCCUGAGGCCCAAGGAGUUCUUCCGAGCCUAUGGCAUCGAGGUGCUCACUGAGGCCCAGGUGGUCACAGUGGACGUGAAAAACAAGAAGGUCGUGUUCAAGGAUGGCUUCAAGCUGGAAUACAGCAAGCUGCUGCUGGCACCAGGGAGCAGCCCUAAGUCCCUGAGCUGCAAAGGCAAAGAGGUGGAGAAUGUAUUCACCAUCCGGACGCCUGAGGACGCUAACCGCGUAGUGAGGCUGGCCCGGGGCCGCAAUGCGGUCGUCGUAGGUGCCGGCUUCCUGGGGAUGGAGGUGGCUGCCUAUCUGACCGAGAAGGCCCACUCGGUGUCUGUGGUGGAGCUGGAGGAGACGCCCUUCAGGAGGUUCCUGGGGGACCGUGUCGGUCGUGCCCUCAUGAAGAUGUUUGAGAACAACCGAGUGAAGUUCUACAUGCAGACAGAGGUGUCAGAGCUGCGGGCCCAGGAGGGAAAGCUGAAGGAGGUUGUGCUGAAGAGCAGCAAGGUCGUGCGGGCUGACGUCUGCGUGGUGGGCAUUGGUGCGGUGCCUGCCACGGGCUUCCUGAAGCAGAGUGGCAUCAGUCUGGAUUCCCGAGGCUUCAUCCCUGUCAAUAAGAUGAUGCAGACCAACAUCCCAGGUGUGUUUGCGGCUGGCGAUGCCGUCACCUUCCCCCUUGCCUGGAGGAACAACCGGAAAGUGAACAUCCCACACUGGCAAAUAGCUCACGUCCAGGGGCGCGUGGCGGCGCAGAACAUGCUGGCGCAGGAGGCGGAGAUCAGCACGGUACCCUACCUCUGGACGGCCAUGUUCGGCAAAAGUCUGCGCUACGCGGGCUAUGGAGAAGGCUUCGACGACGUCAUCAUCCAGGGGGAUCUGGAGGAGCUGAAGUUCGUGGCUUUUUACACCAAAGGUGACGAGGUGAUCGCCGUGGCCAGCAUGAACUACGAUCCCAUCGUGUCCAAGGUGGCAGAGGUGCUGGCCUCUGGCCGUACCAUCCGGAAGCGGGAGGUGGAGCGCAGUAAGCACACAGUGGUGGCCUAUAAAGAUGCCAUCUAUGUAUUUGGUGGAGACAAUGGGAAGACGAUGCUCAAUGACCUCCUGCGGUUCGACGUGAAGGACUGUUCCUGGUGCAGGGCCUUCACCACUGGGACGCCGCCAGCCCCACGUUACCACCACUCAGCUGUUGUCUAUGGGAGCAGCAUGUUUGUCUUUGGGGGCUAUACUGGGGACAUUUAUUCCAAUUCUAACUUGAAGAAUAAAAACGACCUCUUUGAAUACAAGUUUGCAACUGGUCAGUGGACGGAGUGGAAGAUUGAAGGACGGUUGCCUGUCGCUAGGUCAGCCCAUGGGGCCACCGUGUACAGUGACAAGCUGUGGAUCUUUGCUGGCUAUGAUGGCAAUGCCAGGUUGAAUGACAUGUGGACGAUUGGCCUCCAGGACCGGGAGCUCACAUGCUGGGAGGAGGUGGCCCAGAGUGGUGAGAUCCCACCAUCUUGCUGCAACUUCCCUGUGGCUGUGUGCCAGGACAAGAUGUUUGUGUUCUCAGGACAGAGUGGAGCCAAGAUAACCAACAACCUCUUCCAGUUUGAAUUCAAGGACAAGACGUGGACACGAAUUCCCACUGAACACCUGCUCCGGGGUUCCCCACCACCCCCACAGCGGCGCUACGGACACACCAUGGUGGCCUUUGACCGCCACCUAUAUGUGUUUGGGGGUGCAGCCGACAACACACUGCCUAACGAGUUGCAUUGCUAUGAUGUGGACUUCCAGACCUGGGAGGUCGUCCAGCCCAGCUCAGACAGCGAGGUUGGUGGGGUUGAGGUGCCCGAGCGAGUGUCUGCCUCUGAGGAGGCACCCACCCUGACUGCCGAGGAGCGGGGCGGCUUCAAGAAGUCCCGAGAUGUGUUCGGCCUGGACUUUGGCACCACCUCAGCCAAGCAGCCUGCCCAGCUGGCCUCAGAGCUGCCCAGCGGGAGGCUCUUCCAUGCGGCUGCUGUCAUCUCAGAUGCCAUGUACAUCUUCGGGGGCACGGUGGACAACAACAUCCGAAGCGGGGAGAUGUACAGGUUCCAGUUCUCCUGUUACCCCAAGUGCACUCUGCAUGAAGACUAUGGGCGGCUAUGGGAGAGCCGCCAGUUCUGCGAUGUGGAGUUUGUGCUGGGCGAGAAGGAGGAGUGCGUUCAGGGCCAUGUGGCCAUUGUCACUGCACGGAGCCGCUGGCUCCGCAGGAAGAUUGUGCAGGCCCGGCAGCGGCUGGCCCAGAAGCUGGAAGAGGAGGCAGCCCUGGCUCCCAGGGAGGCCCCAAGUGCAGCUGUGGGUGGAGCCCGGCUGCCCCUGUUGCGCGUGGCCAUCCGGGAGGCUGAGGCCCGGCCCUUUGAGGUGCUCAUGCAGUUCCUCUACACUGACAAGAUCAAAUACCCGCGGAAAGGCCACGUGGAGGACGUGCUUCUCAUCAUGGACGUGUACAAGUUGGCACUGAGCUUCCAGCUGUGCCGCCUGGAGCAGCUGUGCCGCCAGUACAUCGAGGCCUCAGUGGACCUGCAGAACGUGCUGGUGGUGUGUGAGAGCGCUGCCAGGCUGCAGCUGGGCCAGCUCAAGGAGCACUGCCUGAACUUCGUGGUGAAGGAGUCCCACUUCAACCAGGUGAUCAUGAUGAAGGAGUUUGAGCACCUCUCGUCCCCACUGAUUGUGGAGAUUGUGCGGCGGAAGCAGCAGCCGCCCCCUCGCACCUCCUCAGACCAGCCUGUGGACAUCGGCACAUCUCUAAUCCAAGACAUGAAGGCGUACCUGGAGGGGGCGGGCACGGAGUUCUGCGACAUCACACUGCUCCUGGACGGGAACCCGCGGCCGGCCCACAAGGCCAUCUUGGCCGCUCGCUCCAGCUACUUUGAGGCCAUGUUCAGGUCAUUCAUGCCUGAGGAUGGGCAAGUGAACAUCUCCAUCGGGGAGAUGGUGCCCAGCCGCCAGGCCUUCGAGUCCAUGCUGCGCUACAUCUACUACGGGGAGGUCAACAUGCCGCCUGAGGACUCACUCUAUCUGUUUGCGGCCCCCUACUACUAUGGCUUCUACAACAACCGGCUGCAAGCGUACUGCAAGCAGAACCUGGAGAUGAAUGUGACGGUGCAGAAUGUGCUGCAGAUCCUGGAGGCAGCCGACAAGACACAGGCGCUGGACAUGAAACGGCACUGUCUGCACAUCAUCGUGCACCAGUUCACCAAGGUCUCCAAGCUGCCCACGCUGCGGUCCUUGAGCCAGCAGUUACUGCUUGACAUCAUUGACUCCCUUGCCUCCCACAUCUCCGACAAGCAGUGCGCAGAGCUGGGUGCUGCCGACAUAUGAGGGCCCCACAGACAGCCUACCUGCCUGCCUGCCCACUGCAGACUGUACUGGCCAUGCCUGUGCCUGUGGUAGAGUGGCUGCACCUCCUGAGCCAAGGAUUAGGGCGCCGAGGGCCUCUGAAAGGAGUUGAGGGGGCAUAGAGGGUGCCAUUUCACUGAGGACGCCAGUCCCACAGGAAGCAAAUGGUGCAGCAGAUCCCCUCCCUGGCCGGCAGCCUCUCCUGGUGUGGAGGUAUGGGUGGCAGGCCAGGGCUCAAAGAUGGAGACCCUGCAGGAGGAGGCAGGGGGACUGGCCACCCUCUAGCAGUGUGGAGAGACUUGGAAGCAUGGCCAGGGCAUGGGCUUUGGGAGGCUCAGCCUUGCCCCUGUGGCCUGGGUGUGUUGUGGAUCCAGGCACUGGGUCAUGUUGCUGGAGGCCCUUCCAUCCUAGGGGGGGAAGCUUGGCAGAAUUGUUGCAGCACCAGGGAGUCCACUGGGCUGCACACUGUUCCCACCCCAUCCUUCACCCACCCAGAGCUGCUGAGUGCGGACCAGUGAUGGGCAGGUCUGGUCUGACCUGGAGAUGAAUUUUGGCGUGAAAGGCCCCGAGGUCAGCUUCCAGCCCACGGGUCAGCCAUGCUGGGCUGGGCCUGGCUUUCAGAGGGGCCACAGGAUUCCAGCCCACCUGUGUGCACAUCAGGGUUCAGGGCUGGGCCAGGAAGAAGUCAGUGGAGGUGUCCCCAGGUCCCUUCCCUGUGUCUCUCACUAAGUAUUUAUUCUGUCAUAGAUAUGCCUCCAUUAAAGCCACAGCAGUGCUACCCACUA
Galeopterus variegatus (Sunda flying lemur) is the source of this 4982-nucleotide messenger RNA. It is a transcript of the gene LZTR1, whose product is annotated as leucine-zipper-like transcription regulator 1. Gene Ontology annotation, molecular function: 2 iron, 2 sulfur cluster binding; flavin adenine dinucleotide binding; protein binding. NCBI's taxonomy places the organism in Eukaryota, Metazoa, Chordata, Mammalia, Dermoptera, Cynocephalidae. The transcript has 38 exons. Bases 106 to 4179 code for a protein of 1357 amino acids. Gene Ontology annotation, cellular component: mitochondrion; cytoplasm; Golgi apparatus. Gene Ontology annotation, biological process: execution phase of apoptosis. The record is from RefSeq and is a predicted model, not a curated record.